UCCCUGAAGAAGGAGCAGGAGAAGAGGAGGAGGAAGAAGAACAAGAAGAAGAAGGACUACCCGAACGAAGACGUCAACGGCUUUGCGGCGUACCUGAAGCGGAGCUCGCGGGGCGGCGGGGCGCCUGAAGCGGACGGCGCCGAGCUGGAGAGGGAGGUAGCCGUAGCCGUGAAGAAGGACAGGCGGCGGGAGGAUAGGAGGCUGAAGAGGCAAGAAAUGAAGAAAAAUGCCAUGGUAUGUUUCCACUGUAGAGAACCUGGCCAUGGUGUUGCUGAUUGUCCUGCAGUACUUGAAAGUCAAGAUAUGGGUACAGGAAUCUGUUACCGGUGCGGAUCCACAGAACAUGACAUCGGCAAAUGCAAAGCAAAAGUAGAUCCAGCUGUUGGGGCAUUUCCAUACGCAAAAUGUUUCAUCUGUGGUGAGAUGGGGCAUCUAUCAAGGUCAUGUCCAGAUAAUCCCAAAGGAUUGUAUGCUGAAGGUGGUAGCUGCAGACUUUGUGGCUCCGUGGAGCACUUCAGAAAAGACUGUCCGGAAAAACAGAACUCAGAUCAGGUUACGGUUGGGCGAUGGGCCGUUGGAAUGAGCGCAGAUUAUGAAGAAAUUACAGAAACACCAAAGCUGCGAAACCCAAAAGCGAAAGUACCCAAAGUUGUUACUUUUUGAAGGCCUCUUGGCUUUAAACCACAGUUAGCCUGCACUGUUUCACUCCAGAGUAGUGACUACACAGAGUGGAUUGCUGGUUCCAGAAAAUCAAGCAGACUGCUGCUGCUAAACUACUUUUUUUUUUUUUUUCCCCCCUCAUUUUUCCAGUUUGCCUCCCAGACUCCCCUAGCUUACUGAAAAGCUGGGAACAACAGAAAUACAGCAAGUGGGUAUUUUAUGUAUCAUCUCUGCUGAAAUACAGCAUUCCCUCUGAUUCACAUUCCCUCUCACUGCCAGCUCUCUGAAGAGGGAAAUUGGCUUCUUCUCGUAACAGGGAUCUGGUUGCAGUAACCAAACAGGUGCAUUUUAUCACGGGGGUCUGUGACCAUUGGAUGUCGAUGGUCAGUAUUGUUACCUUGAGUGCUGCUUUUACUUAUCAGUCAGAGAUGAACGCAGUCGUGCUGAUUGUACUAUUUCUGCAUCGCUCUGAAAGGCAUUGUAGGUAUUUUCUAAAAAGACUCUCGUUGGGUUCUGGUUUGGUUUUGCCUUCUGCGUUUAGAAAGAAUGAUUUCUUGCUCCGUAUGUGCAAGCUUGAGCAGUCGUAUAGUGAAGUUAUCAGGUAAACCCUAUAGCCUGUAGAGCUUGGGGUCCAAUUACCGCUGCUCAGCUAAAUAUGUACAUGCAUUAACCUGAUUGUUUAGUGCAUGUUGGAUUGUUUGAGUAUUUGUUCACUGACAAAAACAGAAUCAUGCCCUUCCUCUGAUACCCAUGAUGAAAUACACCUGAAAAGAGUUGGGGAGCAAGUGAGCAGCUUGCUUAGUUUCUUUGUUUUUUUCAAGGAAAGUGCUCUUCAGUGCACAAUCUUCAGUGUUUCUAUCCCUUGGUGAGUGGGGAGUAAACUUUGCUUUGUAUUACACAUGCCUGCUUAAUGGCAGAUUUAUUUAUUUUUCAAUGGAGACUGCAGCCUGAAAAACAGCAGCCUUAGAGAAACUGAUACAUAUUAAAAAAAGUUACAAAACCAACUGAAAAUGGAGUUCCUGCAACAGCUCUCCGAAAGCUGUAGUAAUUCAGCCUGUGCAGCCAGUGGUAGUAGGCUUUCACUUGCAUCUGAUCACCUCACCUAAGACGGACAAGGAAGCACGGUGUUACUGCGGAAGGGCACCUCGAGCUCAUCUCGCACGCGGCGCUUCGUUCUGAACCGGCCUCUUGACGCAGUUCUGGGCAGCGUGGGCAGGUGCCGUGCGGGGCCUCUGGGCAGCGCUCCGCUGUGCUGUGUAGGCAGGCACCUGCGGCAGCGGGCUUCUCUGUCCUCUACUGCAGCUGCGGUUGCCAUCGGGCAAGCACAAGUACUUCCGUGUCCCAAAAAUCUUAAAUGUGCCUUCUGAAAACUUCAGCUAGCGUUACAUGGUGAUAGGCAACAGUCCUUGAGGGGAAAGCGACACAGUAACGCUACUGCUUCUAAAGAAUUAAUUUACCCUUUGAAUAAAUGUGUCCUAACGGUCCAUACAUCGCCUUGGUGAGAACGCAGAAGGAACACCAGAUAGCAAACUUGAGCUCAGGACUGGGUUUUGAGGUGCAUAGGACCAGCUGCUGGAACUAUGAGUUUGGAACAUACUUUUCUCACAGCAGAAAAUAAAUACAGGAAUCUUAAUUGCGUGGAUAUAUUUUAUGUUUGUACGUGUUAAUUAUUUUUAAUAAAACACUGCUAAAGAAUACAAGAGUUAGAGCUCUUAUUUUAGGUUAUGUGGUUCUGCUCUAGAUACAAAGGCACAUAAGUUGGCUAAGAUAGGGCAUGUGUAU
Messenger RNA from Pygoscelis adeliae (Adelie penguin), 2442 nucleotides. RefSeq names its product zinc finger, CCHC domain containing 9 (gene ZCCHC9). The transcript is spliced from 5 exons. Gene Ontology annotation, molecular function: zinc ion binding; nucleic acid binding. The record is from RefSeq and is a predicted model, not a curated record. The annotation marks the transcript as partial. NCBI's taxonomy places the organism in Eukaryota, Metazoa, Chordata, Aves, Sphenisciformes, Spheniscidae.